Messenger RNA from Apodemus sylvaticus (European woodmouse), 1119 nucleotides. It is a transcript of the gene Pou5f1, whose product is annotated as POU class 5 homeobox 1. The transcript has 5 exons. The record is from RefSeq and is a predicted model, not a curated record. Bases 1 to 1059 code for a protein of 352 amino acids. NCBI's taxonomy places the organism in Eukaryota, Metazoa, Chordata, Mammalia, Rodentia, Muridae. Gene Ontology annotation, biological process: regulation of transcription by RNA polymerase II. Gene Ontology annotation, molecular function: DNA-binding transcription factor activity, RNA polymerase II-specific; RNA polymerase II cis-regulatory region sequence-specific DNA binding.
AUGGCUGGACACCUGGCUUCGGACUUCGCCUUCUCACCCCCACCAGGUGGGGGUGAUGGGUCAGCGGGGCUGGAGCCGGGCUGGGUGGACCCUCGAACCUGGCUAAGCUUCCAAGGGCCUCCAGGUGGGCCUGGAAUCGGACCAGGCUCAGAGGUAUUGGGGAUCGCCCCGUGUCCCCCGGCAUAUGAGUUCUGUGGAGGGAUGGCAUACUGUGGGCCUCAGGUUGGACUGGGCCUCGUCCCCCAAGUUGGCGUGGAGACUUUGCAGCCUGAGGGCCAGGCAGGAGCCCGAGUGGAGAGCACCUCGGAGGGCGCCUCCUCUGGGCCCUGUCCUGCCCGCCCCAGUGCCGUGAAGUUGGAGAAGGUGGAACCAAGUCCGGAGGAGUCACAGGACAUGAAAGCCCUGCAGAAGGAGCUAGAGCAGUUCGCCAAGCUGCUGAAACAGAAGAGGAUCACCUUGGGGUACACCCAGGCCGACGUGGGGCUCACCCUGGGUGUUCUCUUCGGAAAGGUGUUCAGCCAGACCACCAUCUGCCGCUUUGAGGCUCUGCAGCUCAGCCUUAAGAACAUGUGUAAACUGCGGCCCCUGCUGGAGAAGUGGGUGGAGGAAGCCGACAACAAUGAGAACCUUCAGGAGAUCUGCAAAUCGGAGACUCUGGUGCAGGCCCGAAAGAGAAAGCGCACGAGCAUUGAGAACCGUGUGAGGUGGAACCUGGAGAAUAUGUUUCUGAAGUGCCCGAAGCCCUCCCUGCAGCAGAUCACCACCAUCGCCAAGCAGCUUGGUCUGGAGAAGGAUGUGGUUCGAGUAUGGUUCUGUAACCGGCGCCAGAAGGGCAAAAGAUCAAGCAUUGAGUAUUCCCAGCGGGAAGAGUGUGAGGCUACAGGGACGCCUUUCCCAGGGGGGGCUGUAUCCUUUCCUCUGCCCCCAGGUCCCCACUUUGGUGCCCCAGGGUAUGGGAGCCCCCACUUCACGACACUCUACUCAGUCCCAUUUCCUGAGGGUGAGGCCUUCCCCUCUGUUCCCCUCACUGCUCUGGGCUCUCCUACGCAUGCAAACUGAGACCCCAACCCUCCCUGGGGUGACAUGAGCCAAGGCAAGGAAGGGAGGUAGUCACAGAGA